This is a messenger RNA of Megalobrama amblycephala (Wuchang bream), 873 nucleotides long. RefSeq names its product adenosine deaminase tRNA specific 2 (gene adat2). The transcript has 7 exons. Gene Ontology annotation, molecular function: tRNA-specific adenosine-34 deaminase activity; zinc ion binding. The record is from RefSeq and is a predicted model, not a curated record. Gene Ontology annotation, biological process: tRNA wobble adenosine to inosine editing. Lineage: Eukaryota; Metazoa; Chordata; Actinopteri; Cypriniformes; Xenocyprididae. Bases 148 to 783 code for a protein of 211 amino acids. Gene Ontology annotation, cellular component: cytoplasm; nucleus.
UGCGGUCGAUCCACCGCUCUCACUGGAAGGUCCAUCCAGUAUUAAGCUCCGUCGAAUGCACGUGCGCGUGUAAACAAAACACUACUUUUCCCAUAUUUGUGCUGCUUUAUAUAUACGGUUAUACCUUUUCUGAGGAUACUGAUAGAGAUGCAAGCAGACAGUUUUAAUCCCGGGAAGAGUGAUUUUCUGCAGCCAUCAGAUAGUGAGAUUCAAACAUGGAUGUCAAAGGCGUUUGACAUGGCAAUUGAGGCCCUUGAGAAUGGCGAGGUUCCAGUUGGCUGUCUAAUGGUUUACAACAAUGAGAUUAUUGGAAAAGGAAGAAAUGAGGUGAAUGAAACAAAAAAUGCUACUCGGCAUGCAGAAAUGGUGGCACUGGAUCAAGUGCUUGAUUGGUGCCGUUUCAGAGAGAAGGACCCGAAGGAGGUGUGUGAACAGACUGUACUUUAUGUGACAGUGGAGCCAUGUAUCAUGUGUGCAGCUGCUCUGCGCCUGCUUCACAUACCUCUUGUUGUAUAUGGGUGCAAAAAUGAGCGGUUCGGAGGCUGUGGCUCUGUCCUAGACGUCUCAUCAGAUCAUUUACCACACACUGGAACUACAUUUAAGUGCGUCGCAGGAUACAGAGCGGAAGAAGCCGUUGAAAUGCUCAAGACAUUUUAUAAACAAGAAAACCCAAAUGCUCCCAAACCUAAAGUGAGGAAAGAUUCGAAUAGUCCACCAGGUGGAGCUGUAGUCAUUCAGGUGAACUAUCCCUUUAACUUACUCUUUGAGGAAUCCCAGAUGUAGUUGUUCAGGAUUUCUCCCAAGACGUAGUAGACGUUGAUCAGAGCCGUGAGGCAGAUGAAGAAGAAAAUUCUGGCCAUGGGCCCGAUGUGC